GCUCCUCAGCCCCGUGGAGCUGAUCUGUUGUUCCCAUACAGAGAGAGAGCAGCCAGGAGGACAACCAGACGGACUGUUGGAUUAGAGCGACUAAAGAGAAAGUGCUGUUUUUAAAAAAGAAAAGUCUUCUUCGGCUCCAACUUUCUUCUUUUCUUUUACUCGUCGCGCUUUCUGCUGAUGUGUAAUCGGUUUCUGCGGUGUGGUGGCGCUCAGACCGGUAUGGAUUUACCAAAGACUAGACGAGACACGCCGUCUAGUCCUCCACCAGAGUUGUGAUUGUCAUCGCUGCCUCUCUCAACAGCAGCAGCAGCAGCAUUCAGGAGACGCGCUCAACUUUUUACGCAGCAUUUGUGUAAAAGUGGUGACCACAUGUGAGGAGGACAUUUGGAGACACAUAUUGUUUUAUCGGAGCGUCUUUUCUCUUCGCUCUCUACUCUGAAUCUCUCAUGGGGUGGCCCACAUAGAGCUCCUCAGACGUGACUGUGGGACAGGCGGUCCUCUCUGUCCUCUCCUUAAAGUCAAUGAUUAUCGGCUGAGACGCUCUGCACAACUCCACUGUGUGAAUGAAUCUUUGCCGUAAAGCUGCUGUGCUCUGCCACCCCGUCACCAUGAAGAGCAAGUAUUCCCAAUACUACAAUCAGAGUCUGAUCCGCACCCACUAUGCCUUUGCUAAGAACAUGACCGACCAGCAGGUGGAGGCAAUCAAGGUAAUUAAAAAGGAUCUCACCACCCUCAACAUCGUCAUCGUGGUCCUCUGCACAUUCAUCAUCCUGGAGAACCUGCUGGUCCUCAUCGCCGUCUGCCGCAACAAGAAGUUCCACUCCGCCAUGUUUUUCUUCAUCGGCAACCUGGCGUUCUCUGACCUGCUGGCCGGCUCGGCCUACAUAGCCAACAUCUUCCUAUCAGGGUCCACGACCUUUGACCUGAAGCCUGUGCAGUGGUUCAUCCGGGAGGGUACGGCAUUCAUAGCUCUGUCAGCUUCAGUCUUCAGUUUGCUGGCGAUAGCUACAGAGCGCUACAUCGCCAUCACCAAAGUCAAGGUGUACGGCUCCACCAAAACGUGCCGCAUGUUCCUCCUGAUAGGAGCGUGUUGGUUCACCUCCAUUCUGCUCGGAGGACUUCCCAUCAUCGGCUGGAACUGCAUCGACGACCUCCCUGAAUGCUCCGCCGUGUUGCCGCUCUACUCCAAGAAAUACAUCCUGUUUGUUUUCACCAUUUUCAGCCUCUUACUACUCUCUAUUGUCAUCCUCUAUGUGAGGAUCUAUUUGAUUGUACGCUCCAGCCAACAGGAAGCGACCAACUCACCGGCCUUUGCCCUUUUGAAAACUGUCACCAUAGUGCUGGGUGUCUUCAUCAUGUGCUGGCUGCCCGCUUUUAUCAUCCUCCUCCUGGAUUCAUUGAGCACGAUACAAUCCUGCCCCAUCCUCUCCAAAGCAGACCACUUUUUUAGCUUUGCCACUCUGAACUCAGCGCUUAACCCGGUGAUCUACACGCUGCGCAGCAAGGACAUGAGGAAGGAGUUCCUGCGUGUGUUGUGCUGCUGGGGGGUGCUGCAAAGCGGGCGGCCGUCUGACCGUUGUCUGGUCCCGCUAAAGAGCUCCAGCUCUCUGGAACACUGCACCAACAAACACGAACACCAGACCAUACCAAUCAUGCAAGAUUGUACCACCUGUGUCUGAUACGGUGCAAACUCAUCAGAGUGUGAGUGUGAGUGUGAGUGUGUGUGUGUGUGUGUGUGUGUGUGUGUGUGUGUGUGUGUUUGAGAGAGAAAGCAUGUGUGUGUGUUCAAGAAGAGAGGCCGUGAUGUGAUGGAGAGAUGAAAAAAAAAGAAGCGAGCACACCCUGGACUGAGAGGCCUGGCAAGGCGACAGUACAAUGCAGACUUGUUCUUAUUACAAUCAAAAUUGUGUGAAUUCACAAUCAAUCGACUGCAGCAGGUGUAAAAACACAACUUUCAAGAGGGAACCAAUUCAGUUGGUGAGAACUUUCAGAAAUGUGAAAACAGCUUUUUCAUGGGUACUCUCAUUAAUUAAUAUGGAGUUGCAAACCAUUUUCAUGUAUAUGCCUGUCAUCUUGUUUUUCUUUCUAAACAUGUAAACCCCUAUUAAUUAAAAGCCAAAAAUAGAAACAUAACAUGCAUAGUUAUGGUGAGUUGUUAAGGUCCUUUCAGGAACUGCAUCAAUGCAAAGUGUGCAAGAUGUAGAUUACUUCAGAGAUUGUUGUCUUUAGUAAGGUCAAACCACAUUACUCUCCUUUACUGAUAUAUGCGUACACUCGUUCUUUACAGAGCUGGAGACAGCACUGCACUCCACUGAAGCCAAAUUACCACGAGUACUCCCUCAAAAAAAAACAGGGCUAUAUAUUCCCUAUAUAACCUUGCUUAAACCAUUUGAUUAACUACAACAAACCUACAUAAUCUGCUUACAUUUAAUGCAUGAAAAUCUAACUUAUUUGUAAGUGCUAAUGUAUGUAUGAUAUAUUCCAGCUCCAGCUUCCAUCACUAACACCCCUUCCCUCAUUCAUCCUCAUAAUCUGUCCCUCUUGCUUUUACUGUUGUCUUUUGUAUCUUAACAGUUUCCGUGGAGGAAGGCCUAAUCAGAACGCACAUUUCCUGAAGUGAGUUGGCACUGAUGCGUUUUAUUCAAUGACAGCUGUCCAGCAGCUUUGACUAAUGGGGCAGAUGUCCUGACAGUGUUGUAGCAGCGCAGCAGCAAUGUGCUGUCUCUGUUUGUGCCUUCCUCUUGGGGAAUUAGGCUGAAUGUAUGUAUGAAGUGUUUGGGGCAGGCGCUCCGUUGUUGACAGUAUUAUUGAUCAUCAUUUUUUAAUAACCAAGUCAUUGACGAGCAGAGAGUGGGAUGAACAGGGUCGGUCACUCUCACUGUGAAGUCUUAAAUAGCACCAUGAACAAAUAAUGUGCUGUGAACAUCCUGGUUUAAUUUGCUAGCCAUAUGCCUUGAGCAGCUGUAAGAUGUAAACACGUCUCAUCUUUCCAAAGACCCCUCACCUCCCUACAAAAUAGGAGAAGAUCCGGUUUCAAAUCCACAGGGGGGAUCUGCCCUCCUUGGAGGUCACCUUCAUCCUCAAUCUCUGACAUCCUACGACAUGUAACUUCCUUCAGCCACAGGAAGUCCUGUUUCUCAUUGUCCGGUUCCUGUUGUUCAGGGUUACACUAACCUUCUUCAUUUAGACACACAUUUACAACUCUUCUCUCCCUCAGUGUUUUUUUUAUAUUGACUUUUACAUUUAGAUGACCAAGUAGAAAUGGUGAAAAGCACUUUGGCAGCUUCAGUGAUGUUCGCUUUCCCCCAGUUUUUUCAGACGGAGAGGUGUUUUAAACUGUGUACCUGUCACUUCAUUGUGUUGCUUGACUCUGUGAUGUUUUAUAAUAAAUACAUGAAAAACUAUGUAUGUUUGUAUGUAAGUAUGUAUGUAUUUUUUGUACAGUAUGUAUGAUUUGUGUUGUAUGAAAUGUCUCGUGUGCAAUAGCCUUUUGUGUCCAGUAGCACGCUGCCUGUGUUAAAUCGGUACAAUCUGAAACACUAAUGUAGGUACAUAAACUUUUUGUUAAUUGCAUUCCCUUUUUUAUAAAAUAAAUGAAAUACUGAAAGAA
Molecule: messenger RNA, 3610 nt
Organism: Sebastes umbrosus (honeycomb rockfish)
Lineage: Eukaryota; Metazoa; Chordata; Actinopteri; Perciformes; Sebastidae
Gene: s1pr2
Product: sphingosine-1-phosphate receptor 2
Exons: 2
Coding region: 564-1679 (371 amino acids)
Biological process (GO): sphingosine-1-phosphate receptor signaling pathway
Cellular component (GO): membrane
Molecular function (GO): sphingosine-1-phosphate receptor activity
Source: RefSeq, a predicted model, not a curated record